AGGUUCAUGGUCCCCUCAUCGUUCCCUAUACCGUUCGACUCACUGAUAUUACUGAUUUUCUCCCUCCCCAACAAACUUUGAUCAUUCAUCUUUGAAGAUUGAUUGCUUUUUACCUAAAUUUCCUUGUUUGUUCUUUAUCGUAUCAAUUAAGACACUACUAGUAACUAGUAGUGUUCGGAUCUUCCUUCUCCCCUAACGUGAACAUCUUCCUGUACUUGUGUCCUCUUCCUGAUUUCUACCUCCAAAACACCUUUUUUUCGAAAUCAUUAGCCUCUCAUGUCAGAGGCAGGUGUAGAGGAGGUGGCUGCCAUGCCAAUUGUUGAAGAGGCAAUGGCCGCGCCUGGAGAAGCUGCAACAGAAGAAGGCGCGGCUGAGGCAGAAGCUGUGCCUGCAGAUGCUGACGAACCUCUAGCUACUGACGUUGCUGUGGUUUCCGAAGAACCUGCAACGGAAGUAGGCGCGGUUGAGGCGGAGCGCCUUGCGGAAGAAAAACUUGCCGCCACUCAGAUAGAGGCUGUCAUUACUGAAGAAGCACCAGCUGGAGCUGAAGAAGCACCAGCGGCAGCUGAAGAAGCACCACCGGCAGCUGAAGAAGCACCAGCGGCAGCUGAAGAGACAGCUGCUAACGCUGAAGAGACACGUGUGGCUGCUGAAGAAGCAGCAGCUGCCGCUGAAGAAGCACCUGCUGCGGAAGAGGCUGUCAUUACUGAAGAAGCACCGGCUGCAGCUGAAGAAGCACCAGCUGCAGGUGAAGAAGCACCAGCUGCAGCUGAAGAGACACCUGCUAACGCUGAAGAGACACCUGUGUCUGCUGAAGAAGCAGCAGCUUCCGCUGAAGAAGCACCUGCUGCGGAAGAGGCUGUCAUUACUGAAGAAGCACCAGCUGCAGCUGAAGAAGCACCAGCGGCAGCUAAAGAGGCACCAGCUGCAGCUGAAGAGACACCUGCUAACGCUGAAGAGACACCUGCUAACGCUGAAGAGACACCUGCGACCGCUUAUGACACACCUGUUGCCGCUGAAGAAGCACCGGCCGCUGCCCGGGAGCCCCUGAGCCAGGAGCGUGUGGCUGUUGAAGAAGCGCCUGCUGGUGAAGCCGCCCCGGCUGUUGAAGAAGCGCCUGUUGGUGAAGCCGCCCCGGCUGUUGAAGAAGCGCCUGCUGGUGAAGCCACCCCGGCUGUUGAGGAAGCGCCUGCUGGUGAAGCCGUCCCGGCUGCUGAAGAGGCGCCUGCUACUGAAGCCGUGCCGGCUGCUGAAAAGGCCGCUCCGGAAAUCGAAGCAGAAUUACCACUCCCAGCGGGCGAGACAGCAGAACCUGAGGAAGAGGCUGCCGCCGAGCAUCCGGAGGAGUCUGCCCCGGCAGUUGCGGAAAUCUCGGAGGAGGUCGCGGAACUACAAGAGACAGGCGUGGUAGAGGCUACACCUGUGGAGACUGAGACUACUCCUAUGGAGACUGCUGUGGAUACCGGAGACGCUCAGGAGAUGUCUGCGGACGCGUUCCUCGGAGAUGAAACCGCUCCUGUGGAAGAGGGAGUGGAAGAAUCAACUUCGUCUUCUUCGACGCGCAGGCGACGGGCAACGUCAGGGGUGGACAGUCAGAUGGAGGAGUCCAAAGCGCGACUCGACGAGUUAAUGGCCAGGGAGAUCCGUCCUUCCACGCCGGAUUCCUUGGCUCGUGCGCGCGCUGAGGCCCAGGCGGCAGAGACCACCAUCAUUCUUGAGCAACUCCCGGCGGUUGAGACGGUGCCGGAGCUUCCGGCAGUGCCGGAGGACACCGUCAUGCCAGUGGCGGAGGAAGAGGAUGCUUUGAUGGCUACUGUGUUGAGCGGAGAGAAUGCUGAUAGCGCCACUGCGUCAAACCGUGUGCGCACUGCGCGCGAGAUCAACGAGGACAUUGCUUCGCGCUCGCGCACGCCGAGCGACAAGCCUCGGCCGGAUUCUCGCCUCUCGCAGGGCAGCUCCCGCCGACCGGGGAGCUCCUCGGCCGAGUCUGUGCGCGCCAUGAAGAGCGCGUUCCACGAAGCCCGCGACUUUGGUCCCAAGGAGAAGGAGCGUCAGCACGUGAUGGGCGCAACUAUCCUGUUCAAGGACAUUGCCAACAUCGUGGACAAGAAAUACGUGAAAGACCAGAUCCCUCACACACAGAUCGGUCCUGUAACGAAGGUGCUGUCCAACGAGGAACAAGAGAAGCUUGAUAAGAAAAAGAGCAUCCUGGAAAUGAGGAGGAAAGCACUAGCAGUUCACGACAAGAAGACUCCGCAGUUGGCAAGCAUCUCGGCGCAAUUCCUGAAGGCAAAAAAGGUCAAGGAAGUCGGACCCAACCACGGCCGCAUUCGCGAAGCCGCGCUGGAGUCGCAGGUAAGUAACUAGAUGUAGAUUCUUUUGUGCCAGAUUUUUAUACAUAGUUCUUGUUGCGAGAAGAUGACAAGGAGUAAGAUUUAGAAGAUAAUUAUCUUAAAUCAAAGAUAAAAACAGAAGGACGAGUAUUGCUAACACGUAAGUACGUGAAUAGCUAUUUGCUCUCAAAUGGUAGUAGAAAAUCCAAAGUAUUCUCUAUAACUCAAUACCGAAAAACACCUAUCUCCAUCGCCAUUAGGCGCAACUGUCGGUGUUGACGGCAGCGUUGUCGGACGAGGGUGGAUCAGUGCACAUGAUCGCUCAGCUUCUCGAGGAGCAGCGAAGGAAGAACCGCGAAGCCGAGGCCGCCAACGAUCCAGCUGUGAUCGCGCGUGCCGAGUUGUCGAAACAGAUCACUGCUCUUUUGGACGUCGCCCAGAGUGAGCUUACUUGCCGCGCUAUCCGUGCCAUGAACGAAGCGCUGAUCAAGGACCCGCGAGACAAAAAGAGCAUGUUCCGCAAGAUGCUGAUCGCAAAACUGGGAUCGGUUGAGGGCAUCAUCAAGGCCUACGACAACAACGGAAACGGCGACAUCUCCUUCACCGAGUUCGAAGCGGCAACGAAGAAAGUCCUUACCUUGGCGGAAAUCGACACCUACGUGCUGUUGACAGCAUUCAACGGCUUCUCUCUGAAAAAACUCUUCAACAUCUUCGACGAAUCUGGGGACGGAACCAUUGAUACGGUAUCUUUCUUUUUCUGCCCAUGCUCCCUGUUUCUGAGAGCUACUUUACUGUUUUGAAGUUUACUUGUCGACGACCAGCUGCGUGUCGUGGAUUAGUAGAAUAGUCAAUCUCAAUCCCUAUCUACCACACAACAUUAGAGAUUAUGCCAAAAGUUUAAGUUGAUACGUGUUUUCUUCACGAACUUACGAACUUCCUUCCUUUAGGUGGAGUUCAUUGCUUUCCGCAGUACGGACAUUGUGCAGGCGGAGUGGGAGAGCUUAAGCGUGAUGCAGAAGUGGAAGCUGUACUGUAAGAAGACCUCGGAGUGGAACAAGGAGAAUGAUACGAACAGCCGCCAGCAAAGGAAGAAGCAGAAGGAGAUUGAGCGCAUGUUUGCCAGGAACCUAGCAGAGGAUCGUCGCGAUGUUGGCCGGAAGCGCAUUCGCGAGUUGUAUAAACUGGGGGAAACGAAUCCGUUCAAGUUGGCACCCUACAUCCGCAAGGGCCUGAAGGGCAAGGAGCGCAACGCGGUGGUCUCCCUGACGCCAGCUGAGGAGUUGGCCUUCCACAACUCACGACAGAAGAAGGACGAUGCCGCUUACCUGAAAGAAAACCAGCGAAAGGUCGAAACUGCGAUCCGGCACAUGUCCUUGGGCGACCGGCAACUCGGCGCGACCCGCGAGUCAUUGACCCAGUGUGUGGAAGAAGCCGAAGAAGAACAGGAACGAGUAUAUUUUUUUACUACUUAUUUUCUUCUAGUCAUCUACUGGGUGUAGAUCUAGUUCACAUGUUCAAGCACUGUGUCUUCUCUCUUCUUCAAAGCAUAUUAGUCAUGGACUCCAUCUUCAUCCCUCGUCCUAUGAUGAAUUUUCAGGCAAAGGAAGCUGAGGAGGAACGGCAGGCCAAGGAGGAGGUGAAGCCUCAGGAGGGGGAGAAGACGAGUGCCCGACGAAAGAAGGACUUGCCGGAAAUCUCGUUGCGUAUGGAAGGCGGUCGUUUGGACCGCUACCGCGUGGAUAACCGCACUUUGCUGAAGCAGGGUCGACCGGAUCACAAAACUUUGCCCCACUUCUUCGAGGAAGCCAGAGUCAUCUCCGAAAAAGAGAUCGCCACUCGAGACUUGGCGAAGGAGCACAACAUGCCGAUCGUCGAAGUCGACAAGAUUCAGGUAACUACUAUGCAAUAGAUUUACUUACAUCUUUCAAAGAACAUGAACGAUACUUUCAGAUGAAAUAGAAACGAUGAAGCAAAUCAAAAUCUUCUAAAUCAUCUUCAUCUUGUGCAACAGAACUCUCUCUAGUAUCUCAAUCUCGAUUUGUACUAUCCGUUUGACCUCCGCUACAACAACAACUACACUUUUGGUCGGCACCUUGCGUGUAGACGUAGCAAAGGCACCCUAUCCUAUCCUAUCCUAUCCUAUCCUAUCCUAUCCUAUCCUAUCCUAUCCUGCUACAGGUGGUGUUUGAUUUUUACGAUGAGGAUGGCAGUGGUGAGAUGGAGAGCGAGGAGUUUUUCCAGUUGCUCCACGUGCUGACAGCCGGAGCGGAGAUGACGGAUAAGAAGCGCCAGGAGUACUGGCGGCAGCUGGACUCCGAUCAGAGUGGCAGUGUGACCUUUGAUGAGUUCUUGGUGUGGUACUGGCGAUUCUUCGGUGCCCCAUCCAUGUCCAAGAUGGUGCAAUCGAGACGCAUGAUGGCUGCUGAGAAGGCGGCCGCAAGCACUCCGGAACCCGCUGCGGCUGCUCCUGUGAAGGCAUAAGUAGACUAACGUGUACUGUGAACAGUCAACAACAUCGGAUUCGGAUGUUCUCAUGGAAAAGACGCAGAGAAUUAAGGAAAUGGAAUGAAGUGCAGCACGACUUCGUGGAAAGCGCAGAACGACUUCGUGGCCACUUCUAGAAAGCAACAUAAACGACAUACUCAUCAUUAAAAGCUACCGAAUUUUAGAACAAAAAAAAAAGUGUUAACCUGUAAAUUUCGCAAAUCAUUUCAUAUCUUCAGAAAGAAUUUAGGUACCAAGUAGCAAGUUACGCACUCGUGGCUUCAGCAUGGUUGGCGCGUGGCCACGAUAAUGCAAUGAAACAGAUAGAUAUACGGAUUAUAGUAUGAUUAUUUUGGAAAGAAUUACGAACAUAGCGUCUUCACGCAUCUACUAAGUAUAAGUAAUGAAAAUCGGUUGACUAAUAUUGAAAAAUAGUUAUAAUUAAGGAUAAUGUAAUCAACUUCUAGGGGAUCGAUUGGAAAUGCCACGCUGUUGUGGCAGUAAUUUAUCUUCUUAGAUGAAAUUUGGAGUGAAAAUUCCAAGGACUGUUGAAUGUACACACAGGGAAGACUACAGUCUGAAUGUACACAACGAGGACUACAUUCUUAAAAUGUACACAGCGAAGACUACAUUCUGAAUGUACACAGCGAAGACUACAUUCUGAACAAUGUACACAACGAAGACUAAAUGGGGAUAGCGGGAGAAAAUGAUAAUAUAAAUCUGAUUUACCAUCUUUUAGUUUAGGAAAGACAUGCUACUUAGAAUUACAAAUAGAAAAAUGAAAUAGGUCAUUGUGUAAGUUCUCUGAGAAAUAGUGAAUAAGCAAAGAAAGACAUGAUUUGCUAAAAGGAUUCUAAUCGGGACGAGUGAGGCGUCUAUAUUAUAAUGCAUUUUAUCAUACAUCCAAUGGAAAUUGAUCCAUUCUCAGCUCUUCCUUACGCUGCUGGAGACUGGAUGCAGG
Molecule: messenger RNA, 5778 nt
Organism: Amoebophrya sp. A25
Lineage: Eukaryota; Dinophyceae; Syndiniales; Amoebophryaceae
Source: the annotation of a GenBank genome assembly